AUGGGCUGGGGAGCUGCCCUUUCUGUAUGGAAGGUGUGGCUAUGGCUGUGCUCUCUAAGCUCACACCCCCUCUCUCCUGCAGGUUUCCAUCCCUGGGGCAUGAGCAUGCAGCCAGGCCUGGCCCUGGUGCUGGGGGUGGCCCUGUGCCUGGGGUGUGGCCAGCCCCCUCCGCGGGCCCCUGAACGCCCCUUCUCCGUACUGUGGAAUGUGCCCUCAGCACACUGUAAGGACCGCUUUGGCGUGCUCCUGCCACUCAGGGCCCUGGGCAUCACAGCCAACCGUGGCCAGCACUUCCAAGGCCAGAAUGUCACCAUCUUCUACAAGAACCGGCUUGGUCUCUAUCCCUACUUUGGGCCCAGGGGCACAGCUCACCAUGGGGGCAUCCCCCAGGUUGUGCCCCUUGGCCGCCACCUGGCAAGGGCUGCCUGUCAGAUCCGCCACAGCCUGCGACCUGACUUUGCUGGCCUGGCAGUGCUGGACUGGGAGGAGUGGUGUCCACUCUGGGCUGGAAACUGGGGCCGCCGUCGGGCCUAUCAGGCAGCCUCAUGGGCUUGGGCACAGCAAGUGUUCCCCCAUCUGGACCCCCAGGAGCAACUCCAUCAGGCCCGUGCUGGCUUUGAGCAGGCAGCCCGUGCACUGAUGGAGGACACACUGCGGCUGGGCCAGGCACUGCAGCCCCACGGGCUAUGGGGCUUCUAUCGCUUCCCAGCCUGCGGCAAUGGCUGGCAUAGCAUGGCCUCCAACUACACAGGCCGCUGCCACGCAGCCACCCUUGCCCGCAACACCCAGCUGCACUGGCUCUGGGCUGCCUCCACUGCCCUCUUCCCCAGCAUCUACCUACCACCCAGGCUGCCACCUGCCCAUCACCAAGCCUUUGUCCGACACCGCCUGGAAGAGGCCUUCCGUGUGGCUCACGCUGGGCACCUGCAUCCCCUGCCAGUCCUGGCCUAUGCCCGCCUCACAUACCGGAAUUCUGGGAGGUUCCUGUCCCAGGAUGACCUAGUGCAGACCAUGGGUGUAAGCGCGGCACUGGGGGCAGCUGGCGUCGUGCUCUGGGGGGACCUGAGCAUCUCCAGCUCUGAGGAGGAAUGCUGGCGUCUCCACGACUACCUGGUGGGCACUUUGGGCCCCUAUGUGAUCAACGUGACCAGGGCAGCUAUGGCCUGCAGUCACCAGCGGUGCCACGGCCAUGGGCGCUGUGCUCGGCGAGACCCGGGACAGCUGGAAGCCUUUCUGCACCUGCGGCCAGAUGGUAUCCCUGGAGCUUGGGAGUCCUUCAGCUGCCGCUGUUACCGGGGCUGGGCUGGGCCUACCUGCCAGAAGCCUAGGCCUGGGCCUAAGGAGGUGGCAUAAAGCCAGGAGUCUUCUGCUUCUGACCAGCCACUUCUCUGGUCCCUGCUGCCACCUGCCCAGGCCAUGAUGGAAAACUCUGGCUCACCCCUGCUCUAUUCAGCUCAUAGUCAACCUUCCCACUCACGCACCUCACUCCCCUCCCCAUCCCUGGGGGGUGGAAAGGGCCAGAGAAAACACUUCCGCGAUUUUAAAAAUCUGACCACUCCUGAAGAGGAGGCAGCCCCAGAGUCAGCCAGGUUUCCAGCUGGUUAGGGCUGCCGGUCCAGAGCUCUGUUCCUGCACCUGACUGGGUCCACGGGGUGGUCACAGGAAACCUAUCCAGGGGCAGAUGAACCCCAAGAAAAUUUUGGCUAAGCUCUGGGCGUGCCAAGCUGUUUGCUCUCUGUACUAUGCUUUCCUCAUAAACUCACUUUUUCUUUUCA
Molecule: messenger RNA, 1775 nt
Organism: Loxodonta africana (African savanna elephant)
Lineage: Eukaryota; Metazoa; Chordata; Mammalia; Proboscidea; Elephantidae
Gene: HYAL3
Product: hyaluronidase 3
Exons: 3
Coding region: 1-1353 (450 amino acids)
Biological process (GO): hyaluronan catabolic process; carbohydrate metabolic process
Cellular component (GO): acrosomal vesicle
Molecular function (GO): hyalurononglucosaminidase activity
Source: RefSeq, a predicted model, not a curated record